Molecule: messenger RNA, 2327 nt
Organism: Vidua chalybeata
Lineage: Eukaryota; Metazoa; Chordata; Aves; Passeriformes; Viduidae
Gene: BTRC
Product: beta-transducin repeat containing E3 ubiquitin protein ligase
Exons: 16
Coding region: 78-1964 (628 amino acids)
Molecular function (GO): protein dimerization activity
Source: RefSeq, a predicted model, not a curated record
GCAGCGCAGGUUCCCGUCUGCGCUGGCUGCGGCCUUCACUGAGCGGGGGGGCGGCCCCGGCCCGGCCCCGCAGGACGAUGGACCCGGCCGAGGCCGUCCUGCAGGAAAAGGCGCUCAAGUUCAUGCCCCGAAUACACAUGCCAAAAGAUGGAUUUCAACUUAUAUCUUCUGGAUACCAAGCAUGGCUAAAGCAGUGCUCUAUGCCCAGAUCUCUGUGGCUGGGCUGCUCCAGCCUGGCGGACAGCAUGCCCUCGCUGCGAUGCCUGUAUAACCCAGGGACUGGCGCACUCCCAGCUUUCCAGAAUUCCUCUGAGAGAGAAGACUGUAAUAAUGAUGAGCCCCCUAGGAAGAUCAUUCCUGAGAAGAAUUCACUUAGACAGACCUACAACAGCUGUGCCAGACUGUGCUUAAACCAGGAAACAGUAUGUCUGGGAAGCACUGCUAUGAAGACUGAAAAUUGUGUGGCCAAAACAAAACUUGCCAAUGGCACUUCCAGUAUGAUUGUGCCCAAGCAAAGAAAACUGUCUGCGAGCUAUGAGAAGGAGAAGGAGCUCUGCGUCAAGUACUUCGAACAAUGGUCCGAGUCUGACCAGGUGGAGUUUGUGGAGCACCUCAUCUCCCAGAUGUGUCACUACCAGCACGGACACAUAAACUCAUACCUCAAACCCAUGUUACAGAGGGACUUCAUCACUGCACUGCCAGCUCGGGGAUUGGAUCACAUUGCUGAGAACAUUCUGUCAUACCUGGAUGCCAAAUCUUUGUGUGCUGCUGAGCUGGUGUGCAAGGAGUGGUACCGGGUGACGUCAGAUGGGAUGCUGUGGAAGAAGCUUAUUGAGAGAAUGGUCAGGACAGACUCCCUGUGGAGGGGUUUGUCAGAGAGGAGAGGAUGGGGGCAAUAUCUAUUUAAAAAUAAACCUCCUGAUGGAACUGCACCACCCAACUCCUUCUACAGAGCACUUUACCCCAAAAUUAUACAAGACAUAGAGACAAUAGAGUCGAACUGGCGGUGUGGAAGGCACAGUUUACAGAGGAUCCACUGCCGAAGUGAGACAAGCAAAGGGGUUUAUUGUUUACAGUAUGAUGAUCAGAAGAUAGUAAGCGGCCUACGAGACAAUACUAUUAAGAUCUGGGAUAAGAAUACAUUGGAAUGCAAGCGAAUUCUCACCGGACACACAGGUUCUGUCCUGUGCCUCCAGUAUGAUGAACGAGUGAUCAUUACUGGAUCUUCAGACUCAACAGUCAGAGUGUGGGACGUGAAUGCAGGCGAGAUGCUGAAUACCCUGAUCCACCACUGCGAGGCCGUGCUGCACCUCCGCUUCAACAACGGCAUGAUGGUGACGUGUUCCAAGGACCGCUCCAUCGCCGUGUGGGACAUGGCCUCCCCAACAGACAUCACCCUGAGGAGGGUGCUCGUAGGGCACCGAGCUGCCGUCAACGUAGUGGACUUUGAUGACAAGUACAUUGUAUCGGCAUCAGGUGACAGAACUAUAAAGGUAUGGAACACUAGUACCUGCGAAUUUGUGCGCACCUUAAAUGGCCACAAACGAGGCAUUGCAUGUCUGCAGUACAGAGACAGGCUAGUAGUGAGCGGCUCUUCCGAUAAUACCAUCAGGCUGUGGGAUAUUGAGUGUGGGGCAUGUUUACGAGUACUGGAAGGCCAUGAAGAGUUGGUGAGAUGCAUACGCUUUGAUAACAAGAGGAUAGUCAGUGGGGCAUAUGAUGGGAAAAUUAAAGUUUGGGAUCUUGUGGCUGCUUUGGAUCCCCGUGCUCCAGCAGGGACCCUCUGCUUGCGAACCCUUGUGGAGCAUUCUGGAAGAGUCUUUCGACUUCAGUUUGAUGAGUUCCAGAUUGUCAGCAGCUCACAUGAUGACACCAUCCUCAUCUGGGAUUUUCUGAAUGACCCAGCUGCCCAGGCAGAAUCCACUCGUUCCCCAUCCAGAACAUACACCUACAUCUCCAGAUAAAUAACACUACACUGUACCUCACACUCACACAGGACUCAUUUAAGCUGCAGUAUUUAAAUGCCAGGACAAAAGAACUAUCCACGUAACCAAUACUUGCUGAAGAGAGAGGCUCUCAGACUUGUUUCUGGAACAAAGUUGGCAUGCGGUUGAUCUCAGACAGGGUCUACUCAGCGCGGCUGACUGCUAAAGUGCUGCUAUAUCAGAAGAUGACUUUAUCUUUCAUGAACAGUUAACAUUUUUAAACCUUUCCAUCCCUUUCUUCCCUCAUUCCCUCUUCGUGUUCACUCUUCCCUUUACCCUAUUUGAUUCCUUUCCAAGCCCAGUCACCAAUGUCCUAUGAAUAUAUUUAAUAUGUUGCCAGAA